Messenger RNA from Vicia faba (fava bean), 435 nucleotides. The record is from the annotation of a GenBank genome assembly. Lineage: Eukaryota; Viridiplantae; Streptophyta; Magnoliopsida; Fabales; Fabaceae.
AUGAAGUCCAUUCAAGUUUUCUUAAUUGUCUUCUCUCUUCUCAUGGUUGCUAACAUGAGCUAUGGAAGAAAGGAUUUGGGAGAGUAUUGGAAGAGUAAGAUGAAUGAGGAAGCUAUGCCAGAAGCAAUUAAAAACCUUAUUAAAGUUCCAGCUCAAGAAAAAGAACAUCAUUCUUUUGUUAAAGACUUUGAUGUUCAUUCUAAUAUCAUAUUAUAUCAUCAGAAACAUGACAAACAAGUUCCAACUGAAGAAAAAGAAGAUCAUUCUUUUGUUAAAGACUUUGAUGUUCAUCCCAAUAUCAUACUAUAUCAUCAGAAACAUGACAAGCAAGUUCCAACUGAAGAAAAAGAAGAUCAUUCUUUUGUUAGAGACUUUGAUGUUCAUCCUAAUAUCAUAUUAUAUCAUCAGAAACAUGACAAACAUGUUCAACUUUGA